AUGGCCGACCCUAUAUCUACCACAGACCUGGUGUCAACGGUUGCUCAGAUCAUAUCCACUCUACACGCAUACGCAACAGCGAUUAGUCAGGCCCGAGAAGAUAUCACAGCAUUAUCAACAGAGUUGUUAGUACUUCAGGGAGUCCUGAAGCAAGCUGAGAAGCGUGUGCCGGGUAACAACUCAGGCUCGUCCACUUAUGCCGAUCAUGAUCCUCGUCGUGUAGUGGAAUUUACUGCACGUUCUCUGGAAAUUCUCCGCUGUAAGCUUGACGAAACGGGCCUGACUCCCUUCACGCUGCUAUCGUCAGAUCGAGUAUCUGGCGGUGAAGCUCAAAGAGUAAUCAAGGACAUGAAACUACCUGCAAAGAUCAUUGGCGGCGAAAAAUGGGGUGGCACACGAGAAGACAAAGACCCUCCCCAAUGUAGCGGUGUCGAGAACACUGAGAGCCAUGACACUCAAGUAGUGUCCGGUUGA
Messenger RNA from Aureobasidium subglaciale EXF-2481, 474 nucleotides. RefSeq lists its product as uncharacterized. The transcript has a single exon. The record is from RefSeq and is a predicted model, not a curated record. The coding region runs from base 1 to 474 and encodes 157 amino acids. Lineage: Eukaryota; Fungi; Ascomycota; Dothideomycetes; Dothideales; Saccotheciaceae.